AUGCGCCGAUGGGUGCCUUCGCUCGGCCUCCUGGCAUACCUUGCAGCAGUUGUCCUGGGGAAUGAAGUUCAAAUUAAACAAGAUGAUGAGCACCGCCAGCGAUGUUCAGGGAUGUACAGCCGGAAAUCUUGGGGCGGGUCAAUAGAUCCCUUCAUCCUCGUCAAGUUCCUCCCAGACCACACCGAAGACGACUCGGACCCAAUCGCCAGCCUCAUAAUAUUUGAGUGGGAAGAUGAGCCGUUGAUAGGCAGGAUACCGCCUGGCGGGGAGUCCUACCGAGAUCUCGAGACAAUAUGCACCACGGACGCGGUCGCACAAGGGUUAUGUGAAGAGAAGGAUAUCGGCGCGUUCAUACUGGCCCCUAAUGCCACCGAAGCCUCGAGGAACCCGAUCUCGAACGAAGCAAUCCAUUUGAAAGACCCGAAGGCUAUCAACUACCCCAUCCGUCGAACGGGCUACUAUUGCGUCUCAACCUACGCUUUCUCAGAUCACGAGUAUAACGGAGUGGUGACGUUCAGGAACUCAUACGGUGAACUGCCAGCGGCUCAAAUCGCCAAACUCCCAUUCUACGGCGGCCUCACUAUUGUCUACGCCGUGCUGGGUAUAUUCUGGGCGUUUCUCUACUUCCAGAACCGCUCUGAUAUCCUCCCGGUGCAAAACUACAUCACUGCCAUCAUCAUUUUCCUGAUUGUCGAACAGCUGAUGACCUGGGGAUUCUACGACUAUCAAAACCGCCACGGCAACAAUACGCUCAACAAAGUCUUCAUGAUCAUCGUCUCGAUCCUCAACGCGGGGCGAAACUCGUUCUCUUUCUUCCUGCUCCUGAUUGUCUGUAUGGGCUAUGGAGUAGUGAAACCCUCUCUGGGAAGGACCAUGAUCUACGUCCGCAUCCUCGCUGCCGCACACUUUGUCUUCGGGGUCAUCUACGCCAUCGCCUCUAUGGCCGUCACCCCGGAAUCCGUCGGCCCCUUGAUUCUUUUCGUCAUCCUACCACUUGCGGGUACCAUGACAGCUUUCUAUGUGUGGACAUUGUCGUCUCUCAACGUCACUAUUAAAGACCUCAUUGACCGCAAACAAAAAACGAAGGCAAUGAUGUAUAAGAAACUGUCGUGGUGCAUUCUAGGGAGUGUGCUGGUCAUUUUUGCCUUUUUCUUCAUCAACAGCUUCGCGAUUGCAGGGUCGGGGUCCGCGAACUUUGUGCCAGAGCAUUGGCAGACUAGGUGGUUUGUGCUGGACGGAUGGCUGAACCUCGUAUAUCUGUUCAACAUCGCGUUUAUUGCGUAUCUGUGGAGGCCGACAGCGAAUAAUCGACGAUUUGCGAUGAGUGACGAGCUCGCUCAAGAUGACGACGGUUUUGAGAUCCGCAGCAUUGCUGACUCCAUUGACGAUGACGACGAGGAAGCCGCCAACGCACGAAAAGAUCAAGAAAGAGCAGUUCCUCCCUCCGGAGGGGGAGCAGCGACCUCCAUCACGGGCGCAAUCGCACUCGAACCUUCGCCAGCGAGGAGGCCUUCCCCAGCCCCAGCGCUACAGAAUAGUACCCAAUCCGCACCGCCUGUCAGGCCUCCGAACCCGCCGCAACCGAGAAUGUCGUUGGAUGGCGAGACCAUCUUCGCCGUCGGCGAUGACGGAAUCGAAUGGAGCGAUGGCGAGGAGGAAGAUAGCGGCGAUGAAAGGAAGAAGUUGACCGGUAAAUGA
This is a messenger RNA of Fonsecaea erecta, 1698 nucleotides long. RefSeq lists its product as hypothetical. Gene Ontology annotation, biological process: retrograde transport, endosome to Golgi. The transcript has 3 exons. Bases 1 to 1698 code for a protein of 565 amino acids. The record is from RefSeq and is a predicted model, not a curated record. Gene Ontology annotation, cellular component: membrane; Golgi apparatus. Lineage: Eukaryota; Fungi; Ascomycota; Eurotiomycetes; Chaetothyriales; Herpotrichiellaceae.